UGACCUGCCAGAUAGAUUUUUUUUUUCCUCUUUCGCCUUUUUUAGUUUAGUAAAUGACUGCAGCAAAGGAAUAUGCUUAGAAGUGAAGGCUCAUUCACGCAUAAUAUGGGACAAGAAGAGAAAGGCAGUGCCGUAUAUCAUUACUGACGUGUCGAUUUAACCGUAAGAUGCCGCAAGACUGUGAAACUUAAAGUCUCCCUUUCGUGACUUCAGACGCGCCACUGAACGCUCGUAAACAGCAAAGAAACGCAGGAACUGUAGCAGACAGCUCAGAAGAACGUUUUGGGGGUUGGAAAGGGGGUCUAUUUUAAGGGAUACUCCCCGGAAACAGACUGCACGCGUUGGAUGAUGUGCCAUUUAUUUUAGGAUGAGUGGGGAGUAACGUGGAGAGCAGCAGCAACUUCGCUAUGGUAUGGGCAUGUUUCUGGCAGGGGGUCAAUGUAGAAAGCCGAUGUCCGUGGUGCUGAACUUGUCUUCUUGGCUGAUCCAUGACGUUUUACAGAGCUGUGCUGAUAUAAACUGCGUUUUCCAGAGCCUGUGUAGAGAAACGUUGCUGCGCUGUCCGAAGUGCUGAACUUGCCUAUUAAAGACGUGGCUGAUCCCUGCAGUUCUACAGACUAAACUGCGUUUCCAGAGCCUGUGUAGAUAAACGCUGCGCUGUCCGAGGUGCUGAACGUGUCUGAUCCCUGCAGUUCUACAGAGCGGUGCUGAUUUAGCUGCGUUUCCAGAGCCCGGAUAGAUAAACGCUGCGCUGUCCGAGGUGCUGAACUUGCCUACUGAGCCCUGAUUGAUCCAUGCAGUUCUACAGAGCGCUGCUGAAAGAGCUGCACCAGGCGCAACUGCGCUGAACUUGCCUACUUAUUCCUGGCUGAACUGGACUGUCCAAUGAGGGGCUGAUAACGCUCUGCCGUCCGAACCGUUAUCAUUAGUCCUAAGAGCUGUGAUCUAUGGACCUGAAUUAGGCCGAGCGCCCCAUCAGAACCAGUGAAGUGCGUCCUGUGUGUGUGUGUGUGUACGAUUCUGCAGCAGCAGCAGCCCUGGCUAAUGCGAGAUCUCAGAGAAGCCGUGUGUGUUGGUAUUGACCCAAGCUUCCAGCACAAGCAGAUUAGAGCUGUUACAGAACCAGUCUUUCCAAAGUAGCGCCGGAGGCAGACCUGAAGCAACACGCGCACUUCUUUCUACCCAGAAAGCUUCCCAAAAUCUACAGUAUCCACCUGAACCGAAACCAUGUGCAGCCUCAACGCACUCGGCAUUUACCUAUGGGAGACGGUGCUUUUCUUCAGUUUAGCAGCUUCCAAGGAAGUUGGUGCAUCGGCCCGUUCUUCUGCCAAGCAAAUGUCUCCGUCCGACUUCCUGGAUAAGCUGAUGGGAAAGAUCUCAGGAUACGACGCCAGGAUUCGACCCAAUUUCAAAGGUCCGCCCGUAAAUGUGAGCUGCAACAUCUUCAUUAACAGCUUUGGAUCAAUUGCAGAAACCACCAUGGAUUACAGGCUGAAUAUUUUCCUGCGUCAGCAGUGGAAUGAUCCUCGCUUAGCUUAUAGCGAAUAUCCAGAUGACUCACUGGACCUAGAUCCUUCUAUGUUGGACUCGAUCUGGAAACCAGAUCUGUUCUUUGCUAAUGAAAAGGGGGCCAAUUUCCAUGAAAUUACAACUGACAACAAGUUGUUGAGAAUCUUCAAGACUGGAAAUGUUCUUUAUAGCAUAAGGCUGACUCUGACAUUGGCUUGUCCCAUGGACCUGAAAAAUUUCCCAAUGGAUGUCCAAACGUGCAUCAUGCAGCUAGAGAGUUUUGGCUACACAAUGAACGACUUGAUAUUUGAAUGGGAGGAGGUGGGGGCUGUGCAGGUUGCUGAUGGUCUGACUUUGCCUCAGUUUAAAUUGAAGGAAGAGAAGGAUCUGAGAUACUGCACCAAACACUAUAGUACCGGUAAAUUUACUUGCAUUGAGGCUCGGUUCCACUUGGAGAGACAGAUGGGCUACUACUUGAUCCAGAUGUAUAUUCCCAGCUUGCUGAUUGUCAUCCUGUCGUGGGUGUCCUUCUGGAUUAACAUGGAUGCUGCUCCUGCCAGGGUUGGGCUUGGUAUUACUACUGUGCUGACCAUGACCACACAGAGCUCUGGAUCUCGAGCCUCAUUGCCAAAGGUCUCUUAUGUCAAAGCUAUCGACAUCUGGAUGGCCGUGUGCUUGCUCUUUGUCUUCUCUGCUCUGCUGGAAUAUGCAGCUGUCAACUUUGUAUCUCGUCAGCAUAAGGAGCUUCUGCGCUUCAGGAGGAGGAGGCGACACCACAAGGAAGAUGAAAAUGCAGAAGGGCGUUUCAGCUUUGCUGCCUAUGGAAUGGGUCCUGCAUGUCUCCAAGCCAAGGAUGGGAUUUCCAUGAAGGGGAACAACAACAACAACCCUGCAAGCUCCACCCAGCCAGCCUCCAAAUCCUCAGAUGAGAUGCGUAAGCUCUUCAUUGCCCGAGCCAAGAAGAUCGAUAAAUUUUCAAGAAUUGGCUUUCCUUUGGUUUUCCUGAUAUUCAACACAUUCUACUGGAUCAUAUACAAGAUUGUGCGGAGUGAGGAUGUCCACAAGCAAUGAGAUGGUUAGGCUGACAAGGCUGCAUCCCCCUUGAUGGCAUCAGAAAAUCCCAAGAGAAGAAUAAAAAAAGACCAAAUGCAGGAGCACAACAGUGUAACGCCAUUGGUGUUUGCGGGAGAGACAUUUAUAGUCCUAGCAUUUUUGGUCAGGAUUAUCUGUAAUUGCUCAAUGUCAGUAUUGCCAAGUGCUUCCAUAUACUCCAGCUCAAUGAAGAACCAUGCAAACUGCUUUCUUUAUGCAAUUAUUUUAUAUAAUGGCAGUGUAAAGACAGACAAAAGCUGUAAUUAAAACAUAUAAUCUUUGGCAUGAAAAAAAACCAAAAAAAACAAAAGCAAACGUUAUGGCAACUAUUUUUUGUUUCUUAUUUUGGCUUGUUAAAGAAGAAAAUAUAUAUCUUUUUUUGGUUUGUACAUGGAAUGUAAACAUUUGUUGUAAUUGUAUAUAUACAUAAAGUAUAUUUAUUAUCCCACAUGCGGUGAUGGCAAAUUAAAAAUAAAGUUUUCAGACA
Messenger RNA from Xenopus laevis (African clawed frog), 3088 nucleotides. It is a transcript of the gene glra1.S, whose product is annotated as glycine receptor alpha 1 S homeolog. Lineage: Eukaryota; Metazoa; Chordata; Amphibia; Anura; Pipidae. The record is from RefSeq and is a predicted model, not a curated record. The transcript is spliced from 10 exons. The coding region runs from base 1228 to 2580 and encodes 450 amino acids.